UUCUACUGGACGGACGUUCACUGGUACUUUCUUGUUACAAAAUUACGUUAAGUGAUUAGUAGAAUUUUUUUCGCUCAACGUGCGAUAGCGAGGUGUUCAAUGAAGUCAGCGUAAUCGGAUUCGCAAGAAUGUAUUCCAAAAAUAAUCGACGAAGCGAAAGCGGUAUCCAAUAUCUGCAACGGAUGUACGGAGCGGCGAGGAAUAUGGAGCUUAUUCAGCGAUUUUACUUUGCUAUCAUAUCUAAUUAACAUCCUCUUUACUAAAACACAUCGUGUUCGUGGCCUUAGUUUUACGUGUCAAAAACACGCGUAAGCAACACUGAUAUAUAUCAAAUUAAUCCGGCAAGUAGAUGCCACGAUGACGCUAUGACAAACACGAUAGCAACAUCGCAGAGCAACUAAUAUUCUUUCCUAAGAUCCUACAACAGACAGGACGAUGGCAGAAUAUGACCAUCAUUCCAACAACAAACAUCGCCAUCGGAGCGCCGAUUCGCGACAUCGUCAUCGUCUCAAUGCGAAACUCGAUGCCGCGAACUCACCGAUCGAUGUGGAGUCGCAUGUCACGAACGAAACGAGCACAAAUCAUCUAAAUAGAGAGGCCGUAGAUCUUCGAGGAUUUUCAGCUGAAUCUGCAUCGAGAUGCGAAUUCGUGUGUAAAAGACGCCGGACUGAUCAUGACAGCACUGAUGAAUCGAGAACGGAGUGCUCGGCCGUACCUUCGAACAAUCGUACACACGAGUAUCUCUCCGAUUUCAGAACACAACAAUCGUCGUCUAAACAGAGUCGGUUAAACAGAGAAACGCUUCGGUCGAAGCGCGACGAUAGUCGAGAUUCUGCUUCAUUACUAAGCGAAACUCGACACGGUAAACAUCGAGAAAAUAUCUUGACAAAAGGAUCGUUGAGAAACACGCAAGAUUCAGCUACAACACAGUCUAAGAAAAAGAACCACGAUUCUAAGUUAGACCAGGAGGUCGAAAUCUUGCCGUCGAGUGCUACAGCGAACGCUGAUAAAAUUUCUACAAGAGACAUCCCUAAGUGCAGCUCAUUCGAAGGAAAAUCGUUAAGCGACAUUCAAGAGGAAUCGACAGAUUGUAAUAGUUCUGGCGAAGAAAUAAUGAAAAUGAAGCGAAGUGAUGACGCAAACUCGACACGUUCCUCGUUGACAACCGGUUCGUUAGACACGCUUGUAAAGAAUUGUGACUUUGAAACUAAUGACAACAUUUUCUGCAAUAACAAACUCGACUUGUCGAGUGACUCAAGAAUCUCGGGAACAAAAACAUAUUCAGAGGCAGAAGCCGUUGUGAAUAAUAAUGUAGUCACGGCUACUUCGACGCAACACGUACAGAUUUCUCAGAGCACAGACCGGCGUAGAAACACUCUAUCUACACGGGAAAUGAACAUCGACUACAAGACGGGAGUUAAGAGAAAGCUGGCUUCAAAUGAAGAUGACACGUUACUGGAAAAGAUACAGAAAAAGAACCAGACAGAUACCUUGGCAGAUGUAAAUAUGACAAACAGUGAUAUUCAAGUAUCUAGUAAUACUGAAAGAUCGGUCUACGACGAGUCCACCGAGGAUGAGCGAGAUAGCGUUAUUGAAGAUAACGUAAAAGAGCAAUGGACAAUUCAAAGAAGAAAUAAGAGAUACACAAAAAGAAAAAAAGACAUGCGCGCGUUAAGCAAAAUGAAAACGACGAAGACAUUCAAAGGCAUACGAAGCUUAUUUCGCAACUUAUUCGGCGAAAAUAUCACUAAAAGCGAGAGCGAGGAGGAGCGCGCGUUUUUAAAGUCAAAAUCUGUCGUACAAGAAAAAUCCAUCGAUUCGUGCAGUACGGAGGAGAGAGACACGGAGAACGAUGACAUGUCGGUGUAUAAAGACGAUGUUGACGACUCGCGGAAAGACGUAAAGGACAAGAGCCCGGUGAAAAUGGAGCACGAGAUGAAUCCUCUUGUGGCUGAUGAUACAAAAAAUGUUAUCAGCAAAAAUGACAUAUCUGCAGAAGUCUUCGUAGCUAAAACAGAUACGCAGGAAGCUUCAAAGGUAGCUGCAAAAGUAGCUAAAGUAAAUAUGGAGGAAUAUAUAAGUAAGGACGAAAUGCGAGAGUUACUUUUGACUUUACGACAAAACUUGAUGAAUGUGAUAGAAAACAUUUUCAAGAGAGAGGAACAAAAUGACAGAUGGAGUAGCGAAGUCAAGCAAAUAUUGAGGGAGAUUCAGGAAUGUAACACUGAUGAGAGUAACUUCUCGUCCGACAAAGAUGCAAAUGUGCACAAAGACUCGAAUUCAAGCGCGGUUUUAUCAAACUUGUUCUCUAAUAAACUAGUCUCCGACAUCAAAGACAGAGAAAGUAACGAUAAUUGCAAUAUUGUUAAUUUAACAUUAAUGAAGAAUGAUAUUUUUUCGGAAAACACUAACACUAUGACGACUGAUCACGAAUUGAUGUUAGAGAAGGGAAGUGUCCGGGAAGAUGAGACAUGUACUGUCAGAGAAGACUCUUGCGUAGACAACGCUUCUGUAACCCAAUUUACAAACAUUGACAGUAUUCUAUCAUCAAAGGAUAAUACCUCUAGUGCGAGCAAUGUGGUAGUCAAUCGUAGUUUAACACCGACGUCUUUGAAAGAAAGCAGAGACGAGGCAUAUAACGUCAACGAAAAUGUUGGCACGAAUACGUUUGCAGAUCAACCCUCUACAGAUACCAGUAACCCUCAAUCGUUGAGAAAUGACAUUACUGAUAAUGAGGUUCAACUGGAGAUCAAGGUCAAGGCCAAAGCGGGAUUUACGAGUGAGACGUUCACGCUGAAGAUUCCACCGUCCACGAGAGCCAAGUACAAUCUCAACAAUCUUAAAAACAACUUUCGUCGUAUGAUCUUAGAAAUUUCUUCCGAAAUAACUGCGAGUGCGAAUGCAAACAGGACGGAGAAAGACGAUGCAUCGGAAGGAGCAUUGAAUACUAAUCAAGUUACUACUACCAAGAAUAUCGAGACAAUGUCGAGCAUUCAACAAGUCUCAUAUGAUUCUAAUCAUGCUACUCAAACCAGUAUUAAUCGCCCUCUGCAACAAGAGGAUUUUCAGGAUGAUUUGCGAUCAAUCAACGACAGGGAAAAUGUGAUGGAGCGCAAUGAAGCGGGAAAUGAUCAGUGCGUGCAGUCCGUGGAGCGAGAGAGCUUAUUACAGACAGCGUCGAUUUCAGCGAAGAAUAGCACUGAAUCGAGUACUUCUGUAUGCAGCGUGCCUGAUCUAAAAACAUUACCACCAAAGAGCUCUCUGAGUGAAUCAAAAAAGCAUAACGAAGAGAUCUUGAAAGAAUGCCUCACUGCAAAAACGCAAUCUGGCUGGAGCACUCCGACAUCCGUAAAUCUUACUGUAGCAGGCACAUCGGAUACCGCAAACUCAGUUACCACCGUCGCAUCUCCUCGAGUGUCCCAAGGAUUUCUGCUAACGAAUACAAGUUUCAUUACCACGAGCGUUGCUACGAGUUUUUCAACCACCACGUGUACAUCAACUGGAAAUUUGUACGGUCAGCACAAGUCGAAUGAAGAGAUUCAAUUGAUUAGCAGUAUCGGUAAUCUUAUCAUGUCUUGUCGUGGAUUGUUUCAUAAUAAUAUUAACAAUCAGUUAAAUUUAACUCCCGACAUGAUAGCAAUCACAAUAGCGUUGUACAAUAACAUGAUGAAGUUGAAAACUUUCCUGACUAUGAAUAAUAUGUAUAAAUAUGAUACCAUCAAUUACGCAGUGCACAGACUCAACUUCAGUAUGUUACAAAAUUGUCCGACGUCAGUUGAAGAAAUUAACAAAAUAUUCAAUUUGUCCAAUAUCAGAGACAAUCGGUCGCUAGUAGUUGCGAGUGGGACGAAUACGAUGGCGAGUACUAGCGCACAGAAGUCUUCACAGUCACAGAAGUCUCAAAGUGUUCAAAGUAGAUCGAUCACAGGCGGAGAGAUACCAGAUAUCAGAACACAAGUAACAAGAAAUACGACUUCACAUAUGGGGUACCCAAAUCAAGCGACAGGAACAGCUGUCAACGAACAACGAUUCGAAAACAGUAUGAAUAAUGCUACAAGUAUGCUGCAGCAAAGGCAGAAAAGUACUGUAAAUUCCAGCCAACGCCAAUCUUCGAGUAACAUGGACUAUAUGCAAACAUCGCAACUAAAUCCGAACAUUACUAUUAACUUAUCACGACUCGCGGAUAACACGAAUAUUCUACGUAUCCCGCAAACGAACUCGCCAUCCACCAGUAUCAAUCGGCAACGAUCCUCAGAUAAUACAAAUAAUAUUCUCCGUAUGCAGCAGCCAGGUGCAUCGAUGGAAAAUGUUGAGCGACAACAAUCAUCGAAUAGUACAAAUAAUAUGUCGCAGCCAAGUCAGAUAACGACAAAUAUGGAACAACAACAAUUAUCGGCUGGUACAAGUAAUGUCUCACAUAUACAGCAACUAAGUCUAGUGACAGGAAAUAUCGGGCAACCACGAUCAUCAGCAAAUAUCAAUAAUAUUCCAUGUAUACCGCAGCCAAGUCCAGCGACAGUAAAUGUCAGACGACAAUCAUCGGAUAAUAUGAACAAUAUUCUGCAUAUGCCGCUGUCAAUUCCAUUGACAACGGCAAAUAUAAAACGAUUAUCGGCUAAUACAAGCGAUAUUCUACGUGUGCCUAGAUCGAGUCCAGCGAUGGGAAAUAUUGAGCAACGACAAUCCUCGGCUAAUAUAAAAAAUAUUCAAUUUGUACCGAACAGUGACUUGAAUAAUACUGCAACUGCACUGGGAUUUAUACCGUCGGGUUCAACGACGACGAGCAUCAGCCAGCAACAAUUUCUGAUAAAUAAUCCUCACAUAACAUCACAUAUAUUAAAUGCAAGGCAGCACGCAAUGAUGGAAAAGUACCAGCAACUCGACAGACUUGGAUUUCAACCCUCGGGAAACGUAAGUAACGUUCCACAUGUGCCACAUUUGUCCUUACCGGUAUUGAAUAGUAAUCAAACAUCACAAAGUACGAAUGUCGCGGUGCACAGCUCACGUGAGCCGCUGAGAGAGAAGUUAAGCGUCAGCAACCAGCAACAAUUUUAUCCCGGAUAUCCGGAAUAUCCCAAUUUCCAUAUGUCACUACCAGGCACAGAAAACGUCAGUCCCCAUCCAUCCUACGCUAACCUAAGAAACCCAAUCUCACUGCCUACAAGUACGAUUACAAGUGACAAUGUCAGACAAGAACAAGGACUAUGGAUGGCAUCCUUGAGAAACAACAGCAAAGCAACAGCAUUCAUUCCGAACGCGCAGCAACAAGCGAACUUUCAACAACAAUCGAAUGGAUCAACUCCCAUAACUCAGAACACCAUGCCGAACUACACUGUGGCCCUCACCGCACCGCAUUUACUACGAAAUCAUUUCAUAAACUCACAGGCGCAAAUCCGCCAAUCUUAUCGAAUACCAUCUCCGCAAUAUAAUAUACAUGCUUACUCCGUUUUGAACAAUCAACCACAGUCUCAUAUAACCGGCUUAAAUCCGUUGCAAAUAAGCGCAACAAAAGCCACGUAUCAACGUAUGAAUGUCGAUCAGCAAUCGCGUGUCACUAUGUACGAUGCUACGGCAAAAUAUUUGAACGUUGCACCAGCAUCAAUUGCCAUGCAGCAGACCUCGCAGAAGACAAGAUCCUUACGACAGAACGACUUUCUCGCAAAUGUAAUUUCUACAGUGUCGUCCAAUCCGUUAACUAAUAUACCAUCAAACACGCAGCAAUCCCUGAGCAACGUGAAAACGCAGAAACGAAAAUACACCCAUAAAUCGAAAACGGCCAAAACACUGACUACGCGCUCGGAACUUACGCGCCAAGAAAUUCUGAAGAAUCCAGUUUUUUUCGGAAGAAACAUCCCGCAAAAUUCUACAACCGACGCGGGAGUACUUGUAGCAUCGUUGGAUGUCUCGCAGAAGAAGGCGACUUCGUCGAGUCAUACGAAAGAAACGUCCUCGGCGAGAAGCAGCAUGCAAGUUGCGCAAAACGUGUUGAUGAAACGUGUGAACGAGUCCGCGCAGACGAGCGCGUCGCAGGAGAACCCCGCGACGAAGUCAUUCUCGCAAAAGCGGAAAGUAGAAACGACUGUCGUCACCGAGGACACCUCCAAUCUUCGCACCCUCUUAUCUAAUAUCUCAGAAAAUCGGUCUAAUCUCUCUAGUAAUCCGUCUAACAGCGAGAUGCAGAAUACAGCGCAAUCUACACCGACCGCGCAAGGAUUGUCGCAAUCGGCGGCGCAUAUCAACUUAAAUGUUUUCACGGAUAUUCAGAAAUUAAUAAUUCAGAGUCAUUUGGAUACGUACUUCCAAAUGUCUUUGACGACACUCUUGCACAUAUUUACAAAGCAGCAACUCGAGGCGUGGAAAUCGGACAGAAGCUUGCUGCAUUGCUUUCACGACUCUCUGAGCAAGUACUUAAGCAAGCUCGUUCUUGAAAAACAAGCUACCGAAUUGACGCGAGAAGACGAAGCACAGUCGCUCCUCCCUUGCCGGGAACAAAAGGAAUCUGCGGGACAACAGAAGAUGACAGAGUUGAGGCGCGAUAAGAGACUAGAGAAGACGAUACAGUGUCUGAGAGACGAUACCAAGUCGAACGCUUCGAAGUCAACGCCGGAGGACUUGUCGACGAGACCGCAAAACGAAGAGUCGCUCGGAACGUCAAAUUUGUCGAAAUCCGCGACAACGGAGACAUCAUCUUCCGGACUCGUAGAGUCGCCACAGCGGGAUGAAGACACGUCGACAUUGUGCCCGGCACCAUUGCUCGAAAAAUCAAACGUGCCGCGAGAGGAUCCGUCGCGCGAAGACUCGACAACGGAAACGCGAGAUGGCGCGGCGGAGCCCGACGGAACUGCAGAGUCGGUAAAACAGGAACCUGCUGAACAGCCGUCGAUAGAUACAGAGAUAAAACAGAACCCUACUGACGAAUGCAAGGAAAAGCCCGGUUCAAAUGUGCGGCAAGAGCAGAGUGAUAGAAUUUCUGUGAAAAAAUGUGAACCGGUCAACGUAAUACAGCAUGAAACUGAGAAAUUAAAAAAUCUGUCGGAAGAUGUUAUAGAAAUAAACUCGAUUGAAUCUGUUGAACAGCCGUCAAUAGAUACAGAGAUAAAACAGAACUCUACUGACGAAUGCAAGGAAAAGCCCGGUUCAAAUGUGCGGCAAGAGCAGAGUGAUAGAAUUUCUGUGAAAAAAUGUGAACCGGUCAACGUAAUACAGCAUGAAACUGAGAAAUUAAAAAAUCUGUCGGAAGAUGUUAUAGAAAUAAACCCGAUUGACUUGUGCCAAAGUCCACCGGAUGCCAAAGCGCACCAUUACGAGAUAGUAAACGAACAAUUGAUGCCAAAGGAGAAGAAAGUCUUGGAAAUAUCUCAAGAUUUCGAAACUUCGGAACGGGUAUGGUAUAUGGAAAAGUGUGGUCAAUGGAGAGAUACGCAAUCGAUCGAUACGCUAUCGGAGGAUGAGGAAAAAGGGACGGCAUUUAUUGACAUUAAGCUUGAAACAAAUAACGAACAACUUGAUCACUCGUCGGAGACAAGACAUCGCGAGGAACCGCAAGCUUUCCUCAUAAAGAACGAAGGAAUCAGCGACGCAGAUACAUAUGAGAAAGACAUCAUCAUCAAAGACGAUAUUCUUGUAGAGAAUGAUGUCGUUGCAUAUAAUUUCACAGAACUCGAAGAUGAAACCUUGAAACUGAAUAUCAUCAAUAUCUGCAAUAUAUCGUCGACUUUAUUCGAGAAGAUGGAUUCCAAUACGUUUUUGUCCCAGGACGACCAACUGCAUAUACUCGGCGAGGGAGAGGAUACAGAAUCGGCGAGGGAAUCAUCCAAUUCAAACAAUAAUUCGGAAAUCGUAAACGAGGAAGACGUACCAUGUUUACGUUGCAAACGUAACAGUACUGUGUGCUGCGAGAAUUGUUUGGCAGCUUAUUAUUGCUCCGAGCGUUGCUCGAAACUGCACUGGUAUUCAAGUCACCAUAAGCACUGUAAGCCGUACAAUCAGAAUUUACCUGAUUAAUUUGCCUAAUUGAUGACUUAUGAUUGAUCCAAAGAGCAUCUCAGCUCACAUUCUAAAGCAGUAUUUCUUUUAUUUGUAUAUUAUAAUUAAUACUUUGUUGUUGUUUAUAUUUAGUAUAUUAAAAUUUAUAUUUACUUUCUUCCUUUUAUAUUGACGAUUUUUUAUAAAUUACUACAUAGUAUAGGACGAUAAGAAUAGUAGUAGUGCCUGUAUAGUCAUACAAAUAAGAUAUUUUUUGAAAAGUAUUCAUAAGAACAGUUGCGUAAAGUGAUUGUUAUUGUAAUUAUACACUUGUAUUUUUUGUAAAUAUUUUAUACAUUUGUAAAAUAAAAAGGAAAAGAGGAAACAUCAA
This is a messenger RNA of Odontomachus brunneus, 8356 nucleotides long. RefSeq lists its product as uncharacterized. The transcript has 9 exons. Bases 436 to 8004 code for a protein of 2522 amino acids. NCBI's taxonomy places the organism in Eukaryota, Metazoa, Arthropoda, Insecta, Hymenoptera, Formicidae. The record is from RefSeq and is a predicted model, not a curated record.